Molecule: messenger RNA, 2123 nt
Organism: Leptonychotes weddellii (Weddell seal)
Lineage: Eukaryota; Metazoa; Chordata; Mammalia; Carnivora; Phocidae
Gene: HTR6
Product: 5-hydroxytryptamine receptor 6
Biological process (GO): chemical synaptic transmission; G protein-coupled receptor signaling pathway, coupled to cyclic nucleotide second messenger; adenylate cyclase-modulating G protein-coupled receptor signaling pathway
Cellular component (GO): plasma membrane; dendrite
Molecular function (GO): neurotransmitter receptor activity; G protein-coupled serotonin receptor activity
Source: RefSeq, a predicted model, not a curated record
GUCCCAACCUUCCCGCCCGCCCCCUCUAGGGGGCUCUGCUCCCACCGGUCCAACCUCCCAGUUAUCUGCGGCCCUUGACUUCCCGCCCGCGCCCUCUCGGGGACACUGCGCCUCCUCAGGUGCGCCCUUCCAAACUCCCUACCCGUUCGCUCCGUGUCCCCACCUCACACCAUAUAACCCCUCUCCAUCUUCCUUGGGUCCUUGCCCCUUGACCUAGUGCCCCUGUCUCUGUCUUCCCACCUGACCCCUGGUGGCCGUCUGUUCCCACCGACGACGCCCAUCCAGCCUCCGCUCCUCCAGGUCCCUCACCCAGGCGUCCCGCCCACCCUACCUCGUCCUCGGGACCCCUCUCGGGCCUGACGUCCUCGCCCCCGCCCCCAUGGUCCCGGAACCCGGCCCUGCCAACAACAGCACCCCGAACUGGGGGUCGGGGCCGCCGUCAGAGCCGGCGGGCAGCGGCUGGGUGGCGGCCGCGCUGUGCGUGGUCAUCGCGCUGACGGCGACGGCCAACGCGCUGCUGAUCGCGCUCAUCUGCACGCAGCCCGCGCUGCGCAACACGUCCAACUUCUUCCUGGUGUCGCUCUUCGCAUCGGACCUGAUGGUGGGGCUGGUGGUGAUGCCGCCCGCCAUGCUGAACGCGCUGUACGGGCGCUGGGUGCUGGCGCGCGGCCUCUGCCUGCUCUGGGCCGCCUUCGACGUGAUGUGCUGCAGCGCCUCCAUCCUCAACCUCUGCCUCAUCAGCCUGGACCGCUACCUGCUCAUCCUCUCGCCGCUGAGCUACAAGCUGCGCAUGACGCCCCCGCGCGCCCUGGGGCUUGUCCUGGGCGCCUGGAGCCUGGCCGCCCUCGCUUCCUUCCUGCCCCUGCUGCUGGGCUGGCACCAGCUGGGCCGCGUGCGGGCCCCUGCCCCGGGCCAGUGCCGCCUGCUGGCCAGCCUGCCGUUCGUCCUCGUGGCGUCGGGCCUCACUUUCUUCCUGCCCUCGGGCGCCAUCUGCUACACCUACAGCAGGAUCCUGCUGGCCGCCCGCAAGCAGGCCGUGCAGGUGGCCUCCCUCACCACCGCCACGGCGGGCCAGGCCCUGGAGACGCUGCAGGUACCCAGGACCCCACGCCCAGGGAUGGAGUCAGCUGAUAGCAGGCGUCUGGCCACCAAGCACAGCAGGAAGGCCUUGAAGGCCAGUCUGACACUGGGCAUCCUGCUGGGCAUGUUCUUUGUGACCUGGCUGCCCUUCUUUGUGGCCAACAUAGCCCAGGCUGUGUGCGACUGCAUCUCCCCAGACCUCUUCGAUGUCCUCACGUGGCUGGGUUACUGCAACAGCACCAUGAACCCCAUCAUCUACCCACUCUUCAUGCGGGACUUCAAGCGGGCCCUGGGCAGGUUCCUGCCGUGUCCCCAGUGCCCUGGGGAGCGCCAGGCCAGCCUCGCCUCACCCUCUAUGCGAACCUCUCACAGCGGUCCCCGGCCCGGCCUGAGCCUGCAGCACGUUCUAUCGCUGCCUCUGCCACCUGACUCCAGUUCUGACUCAGGCUCAGGUUCCGGCGGCUCCUCGGGCCUGCAGCACACGGCCCAGCCCCUGCUGCCUAGAGAGGCCCCCCGGGAGCCCCCGCCCCCUGCCAGGGCUGCCGUGGUGGUCAGUUUCUUCAACAUUGAUCCUGUGGAGCCCCAGCUGCAGCUGCAUCCCCUUGGUGCUCCCACGAACUGACCCGGGCUUGGAGCCGGUCGGGGGGAGCUGGACUGGAUAGAACCAAGUCCCCAAGGCCUUGGACCAGCUCUUGGCCAAGGCUGGCAGGCUGCAGGUGUCCUGGGGGCCCUCGGAGUGUCAGUGGGGUGCACUGAGCCAGGCCCCACUGCCCCCCCCGGGGGGGGACAGCUGGCUCAGAUAUGGUUUUCUCCAGGACGCCCCACUGCUGAGUGCAACCUGUGGUUGUGUGUGGAGGUGGCUGGAGGACUCUGGCAAAGGGGAAAAGGACUUCUGGGUUCAGGUUAGGGUGAAGACAAUCAUCUUUGACAUUUGAUGAGACUGCAGGGGAGGGAUGCCUCUGUCUGCAGAGGUGGAUGAGUGCUGGGCUGAGUCCCUCAUUCCUCAAAGGGUAGUCCUCAGGCCACCAGCAUUCGUGGCACCU